This is a messenger RNA of Parascedosporium putredinis, 630 nucleotides long. NCBI's taxonomy places the organism in Eukaryota, Fungi, Ascomycota, Sordariomycetes, Microascales, Microascaceae. The record is from the annotation of a GenBank genome assembly.
AUGGCCUCCAAGGUGGUAUCAAGGGCUGCCGGUGGUGUAGUAGAGAUUGCCCAUAAACAAACCGUGCAAUCGACCGGCUUGUGGGAGACGCUGCGACGGGCCCUCGCCAUCGACCCCGAGCGCUCUAAUGGCAUACCCCUAAACCCUUACUUCCGUAACCCAACUCCCGGCGCCGCAGACCCGCUCUCCUACAACGAUCCCGUCACGCUCCCGGCCGCCGACAUUGCCGGUAACCCUUACUGGAAGCGCGAUAGCCGACGCAACUAUCCCCGCCUCAGCGUCGUUACCCAGUCGGACGCGGUUGCCCUCCUCACCGUCGGCAGCGAGGCCGCGCCCAAGAGCGAGCUGAUUGGCGAGGCGGGCCAGCAAGCCCUCGUCGCCGCCAAGGAGGACGGCCAGACCAAGGGCCUCGCGGCGUUCCUAGAGGAGAAGACGGCCAAGGCUGUCGCCGCCGAUGUUCUCGUAAAUGGCCUUCCGCCUUUGCCUAGCGGACAGAGCUUGGCUUCGGGCAGCUGGGAUGUGCACAAGUAUAAGCUGACGCCUGAAAAGACCGCCUACAACGAUCUCUAUCGUCCUUUUGUUCCUCUUGGGUCAAAAGGAGUUCAUGAAAUCAUCUAUGCUACUAACUAA